Acanthopagrus latus (yellowfin seabream) is the source of this 1607-nucleotide messenger RNA. RefSeq lists its product as uncharacterized. The record is from RefSeq and is a predicted model, not a curated record. Gene Ontology annotation, biological process: response to bacterium. Lineage: Eukaryota; Metazoa; Chordata; Actinopteri; Spariformes; Sparidae. The transcript is spliced from 6 exons. The coding region runs from base 125 to 907 and encodes 260 amino acids.
UGGGAUUACAUUUGACAUUCUUAUAUGAUCUUACAUUGUAUUGUAAAAAUAACACCAUCAGAAGAAUAACGUAACAUUCUGCGUCAACACUUUUCUUCCUGACAGCAGGUUUGUGGUCAGUUUGAUGAACAGGUUAAGGAACUUAAGACACACCCCGCCUCUUUGCCUUAAAAGCACCCUGACUGGAGCACAGUUCAGUUGCGGAUAUAGCAGAGUAACAGCAACACGCGCCAUGAAGAACUUCACUUUGAUAGCAGCUUUGAGUCUCUGCAGCAUUAGCUGGAUCUCUGCCUCAGUCUCUCAGUAUCAAACUGUGGAGGCUCAGCCUGGUGAAGAAGUCACACUGCAGUGCAACAACAUUUCAAAAUAUGAUACUCAAACAUUCUGGUCCAGACUGGUCAACAGAACCAAAAUCAGCUGCGUUGUUGUCAUCUAUAGAUAUGGAGGCAAAGUUAAAGUCUGUGAUGGAUAUGAAGAAGGGAAAUUUGAAAUGAAAUUCAACAUCUCCACUGUCUUUCUCAACAUCAAAAAAGUGGAUUCAUCUGACUCUGGACUGUAUUACUGUGGAUUUAUAAUAGGCACUCCAGUUUUAACCCCCAUACAUUUAAAAGUUAAUGGCAGCGAUGAGCCACAUGAUGAUGACAGGGAGGGUAAAAAACAGUCUGAUGGAAUAGCAAUGCUGACAUGUGUGAUCCUGGGUGCUCUGACUGUUGUCCUUGUACUGGUCGUCAUUGGUCUGGUUGUGAAAGUCAGGAAACUUCAGACAGCUGUUGAGAAAGACCAGAAUCCAGAACAAAGAGAGAAUGUGGGCCAUGAUGAUGACGUGAACUACGCAGCAGUGACAAUUCGACCGAAAGCAAAAAGAAGAGAGCAGGAGCUAAAUGUUAUCUAUGCUUCAACCAGAUAGACUCAGGAGGCAACUGGAACUGAUGCCUCUAUUAUAUGAAAAUGCUUUCAGCUUUUGUAUGACAUGUUGGUGACAGCCGUUACCAUUCUAGCCGAGCUGUUUUGUUAUGCAAUAAAGAUCAUGUGUUCAUCCAUUUGUAAGUGUCUUCCUAUCACUGGCAUGUUUUGAUGGAGGAGCCAGUAAGGACGAUGAUGACUGCCCAGGUUGUUUUAUCGUGAGAGAUAAAUUCAGGUCUCUGACAGUGGAGGAGUGAGUGAAGCACACAUCACUAGUUUGACAGGAAGAGACAGCACAGUGUGGUCUGAGCACAACGGAGGGGAAAAUCUCGAGGCCUGUUAGAUUAAAGCUUUCUAAUAAAAGAGUCUGAAAUGAAGCAACGAAUUCUGAAUGAGAAAAAACCCUAGUCUCUAGAGCUGUGUAGAAGUUAUACAGAAAAUCAAUCUAAAAACUGGAUAUUCUAACUAUGAUAGUAUAGCAUGAAAAUAUGUGCUAUGACUCUGAAUUAAAAACAGACUGUAUUAAAGUAAAAUUCAUUCAGCAAAAGACAAGGAAGAGGGUCUGAUCCUCUUCCUGAUCCCAGCACAAGACAAGGACGAGGGCCUACCAAGGGUGGACUGGCACAUGGGGACACCAGGGAUUUCCCUGGUGGGCCGGGCCAUGAGAAAAAGAAAAAGAAAGGGGGAAAAAAGUCUAUCACAAC